AUGGCCACUCUGAGAUACGACCCCGAAUUCGCCAAGGCAUUGGAACCUCUCAGAUCCAAGCGUCCCUCAGGCCCUCCUCAAACUGCCUUGGAAAUCCGUCGGAACAAUGACUCUCUCUUUGAAAACAUGUUCCCCAAGGCGCCCUCGGCCGAAAUCAUCCAACAGACCGAUUACACCAUCCAGAGUUAUGAUGGUGCAAAGAUCUUGCUCCGCCGCUUUGCCAAGCCUGAGCACCUCUCGGCCAAGGAGCCUCUGCCUGCGAUUCUUUCCAUUCAUGGCGGUGGCUUCGUCUCGGGAAGUGUAGAUGCCUGUGCUGGACUGGUCGCCAGCAAGGUUCUUGCGGCCGAUCGUCCCAUCUUUGCUGUUGACUACCGUCUUGCACCCGAGCACCCUCACCCGGCCCCCGUUGAGGACAGUUACGCUGCUCUCAAGUACCUCCUGGAUCACGCUGUGGAGCUCAACAUUGAUCCCAAGCGUGUUGCCGUUCAGGGAGAGAGUGCUGGUGGCGGCAUUGCUGCCGGGCUGGCCCUCUUGGCUAGGGACAGGGAGCUUCAGCCUCCGAUCGCGAAGCUGCUUCUUACAUAUCCCGAGCUCGAUGAUCGGACACGGCAUGACAAGGACACUGAGUUUCUCAAAUUUGUCACAUGGAGCCCCAAGCACAACGAACUGGCAUGGGCGGCCUACGUCGGCGAGGACAAGGCCGGGAAGCCCGAGGCGGAUGUCUCUCCGUAUGCUGCCCCAGCGAGAGCUACGACGUACAAGGGCCUACCAUCCACAUAUGUAGACGUCGGAACGCUGGAUGUGUUUCGGGAGGAGAACCUGGAGUUUGUCAGGAGGCUGCUCGCGGAUGAUGUCGAGGUCGAGUUUCACGUCUGGCCCGGAGUGCCACAUGUGUUUGAGUUUCUUGGAGCUGGGACAAAGUGGCAUGUGAGAGCAACGGAGGCUAGAGUAGAUGCCAUGAAGGAAUUUUAA
Fusarium keratoplasticum is the source of this 972-nucleotide messenger RNA. Its product is annotated as Abhydrolase-3 domain-containing protein. The transcript has a single exon. Bases 1 to 972 code for a protein of 323 amino acids. Gene Ontology annotation, molecular function: hydrolase activity. The record is from RefSeq and is a predicted model, not a curated record. Lineage: Eukaryota; Fungi; Ascomycota; Sordariomycetes; Hypocreales; Nectriaceae.